ACCAUAUGUUUGUAUUGUUCGCAUAUACGUAUCUAUAUUCAAAACGGGAGCAGCUUGGAAUGUUGCGUGUCAUGUUGUUCAUUGAUCAUUUAGCAAUGGGUCUGCACCAGCACUGUUAACGAGUCUUUUCUGUUUCCAUACAUGAUGAUUUAUCAGUCGUGCACUGAUAGGAAAUGUCUGGAGGACGUUUCGUAACACGUGACCUACAUGCACACAACGACGCCAUUCGUGAAUAUGCACACAAGAAACGUGGAAUAUCUGGCAAUAUGCCUCCACCUGUGGCUUGCUAUUUCCUAUUCAGCAAUCCCCACAAAGGAUAUGGGAAAUGUACAAACGUGUGAAGGAAAAACAGAAUAUUUUCCCUGGAUCAAUGAUACUCAAAAUCUUCGAAAAGUUCGAUAUGAUUUUAAAAACAAAAAUAUUGCAAAUUCAUUCCGUCCAAAUUUCUCAUCGGUGAAAUUCACAGGUGAAACACUGAAAUACCGUCUACGUGUAUUGGAAGAAGACGACAUCGUUGCAUUUCAAAUAGAUAAUGUAACGACGGCAGACAGUGGGGAAUAUAAUAUCAGUUUGACCUAUAUCAACGGGGUCAAGAAGGGACGCAUUGGACGUUUGGACGUGAAAGAAAAUGUCUUAGGGAACUUCAACAUAACAUGUGAAAACGACACAGAGACAGUCGUCUGUACAUGUGGGAAUAAGACUGGCAGCGAUCUGUACACAUGGGUCUUUGAAGGGCAACCAAUAGUGAUACCUGAAAUGACCACAAACGAAUCCAAACUUGAAUUGGGAGUCUUUCCAAUAAACGGGUCAGUUUUCUGCAAACGCCGUUCCGACUGUAAAACGUCAAAUACCUUCUACUUCAAAUCAGAUCAUGGGCCUACGAUCUCCUUAGCGGGCGAGAACAUCCCUUAUGACACUGUGGCAAUCGCUGUGAUUAUUCCUGUCCUCAUCAUCGCUAUCAUCGCUGCCACGACAUCCUAGGUAACAUAUUUCUUUUGCAG
Messenger RNA from Haliotis rufescens (red abalone), 1001 nucleotides. RefSeq lists its product as uncharacterized. The coding region runs from base 208 to 981 and encodes 257 amino acids. The transcript has 7 exons. Lineage: Eukaryota; Metazoa; Mollusca; Gastropoda; Lepetellida; Haliotidae. The record is from RefSeq and is a predicted model, not a curated record.